Messenger RNA from Pochonia chlamydosporia 170, 903 nucleotides. Its product is annotated as lipase (class 3) domain-containing protein. Lineage: Eukaryota; Fungi; Ascomycota; Sordariomycetes; Hypocreales; Clavicipitaceae. The transcript is spliced from 3 exons. Gene Ontology annotation, biological process: lipid metabolic process. The record is from RefSeq and is a predicted model, not a curated record. Bases 1 to 903 code for a protein of 300 amino acids.
AUGAAGUUCAAGCUGGCUUUGCUCGCGGUCUUCGGGACAGCCAUAUGCGCACCCUCCCCGUCUAUGGGCGUCAAAAGAACUGACGGAGUAACGACCGAACAGUUUGACAAGUUCAAGUACUACGCGCAGCACGCCUCGGCUGAUUACUGCAACACGGACAAACCACCAGGGUCACUGAUCACCUGUGAAGGCGGAUGCCCAACUCUGGAGACAAACAAAGUCACCAUCUUUUCGACAUUCAAUGGUCCACUCACCGGCAUAGGCGGCUUCAUCGCCAUCGACAAAACCCGCCAAGAAAUCAUCCUCGCCGUCCGCGGAACCACCAACAUCCGCAACUUCAUCACCGACGCCCGAUUCCUCCUCGCAAACUGUGACGUGACUCCAGGAGCCGCAGUCCACGCAGGCUUUCUAAGCGCCUGGAAGGAGAUAUCCUCCUCGGCUCGCAACGGCGUCAAAGCCGCGCUGCUCGCACACCCGGGCCACAAGUUCGUGAUUGUUGGCCACUCCCUCGGCGCGGGUGUCGCCACCAUUGCGACUGCCUAUCUCCGCCGAGACGGGUAUUCUGGCACCGAUUUAUACACGUAUGGAUCUCCGCGCGUGGGAAACGCUGCGUUUGCGGAUUUUGUGACGAGCCAGGCUGGCAGUGAGUUUCGGGUGACGCAUUGGAAUGAUGCGACGCCGAGUGUGCCCCCUUUGCUUUUGGGAUAUAGACAUACGGAUGUGGAGUAUUGGUUGUCUACUGGGCCGGAGGAUAAGUUGGAUUAUGGGGUGAGGGAUGUUAAAGUGUGUAGGGGGAGCGCGAAUCUGAGUUGCAGUGGUUCCGUGGUGCCAGACUUGAGUUUGACUCCGCACCGGUAUAUUUUGGCAGACAUGUAUGCCUGUGGGGGAUUGAAAUUAUCGUGA